Molecule: messenger RNA, 4841 nt
Organism: Oncorhynchus keta (chum salmon)
Lineage: Eukaryota; Metazoa; Chordata; Actinopteri; Salmoniformes; Salmonidae
Product: beta-glucuronidase
Exons: 12
Coding region: 32-1960 (642 amino acids)
Biological process (GO): carbohydrate metabolic process; glucuronoside catabolic process
Molecular function (GO): carbohydrate binding; beta-glucuronidase activity
Source: RefSeq, a predicted model, not a curated record
UUGUUGGCUAAUGCGGGAGCUCUAAAAAAAAAUGGAGGGGUUUCGACUGUUAGUAAAGUAUUUUUUAUCCCUAUCUUCAGUGUGGAAUGUCGGUCAUUUCAAGGACAGUGGAAUGCUCUUUCCCCGAGAGUCGUCGUCGCGAGAGAUCAAAGAGCUGAAUGGACUAUGGAACUUCAGGGCUGACCACUCGCUCAACAGGAACUUGGGCUUUGAACAAGCAUGGUACAAAAGUCGCCUCGCAGAGAGUGGUCCAGUGAUUGACAUGCCAGUGCCCGCCAGCUACAAUGACAUCACCCAGGACCCACGGCUGAGGGAUUUCAUUGGCUGGGUGUGGUACGAGAGGGAGGUGUUGGUACCCUCUGGAUGGGUGUCUGAGGGAACCAGAGUUGUACUGCGAGUUGGGAGUGCACACUACUACUCAGUGGUCUGGGUGAAUGGGAUCAAAGUGAUGGAGCAUGAGGGCGGCCAUCUUCCCUUUGAGGCUGAGAUAGUGGAGGUCCUCCGUAACAACCCAGGUGGGGCCUGCAGGAUCACCAUAGCUGUCAACAACACCCUGACUCUCCAAACCCUGCCCCCAGGGACUAUCCAACAUAUAGACGACCCCACCAGGUAUCCUGCUGACUAUGUUGUGCAAAACACAAACUUUGACUUCUUCAACUAUGCUGGUUUACAUCGGCCUGUAAAGUUGUAUACCACUCCUAAGGCGUAUGUGGAUGACAUCACAGUGCUGACAACCUUUGCCGACAACAUUGGUCUGCUCUCCUACCAGGUUUCGGUGCUGGGCAGUCCCAACCCCACGGUGACGGUGACUCUCUCAGACAAAGAUGGCCGUUGUGUGGCCUCUUCCACUGGACCCUCUGGGGUCCUCAAAGUAACGGACGCCAACCUGUGGUGGCCGUAUCUAAUGCAUGAGAAUCCAGGUUAUCUGUAUUCUAUGGGGGUUCACAUGACGACAAGUGGUGAGGGUUCUGUCUAUGAGGAUGUGUAUGCUCUGCCUGUGGGCAUCCGCACUGUGCAGGUCACCAACACACAAUUCCUCAUCAACAACAAACCCUUCUAUUUCCAUGGAGUCAACAAACAUGAGGAUGCUGAUAUCCGAGGCAAAGGCCUAGACUGGCCCCUGAUGGUGAAGGAUUUCAACCUGUUGAAGUGGCUGGGGGCCAACUCGUUCAGGACCAGCCACUACCCCUACGCUGAGGAGAUAAUGCAGAUGGCAGACCGCCAUGGCAUCGUGGUCAUCGACGAGUGUCCCGGGGUGGGCAUCAAAGAUAUCCGUAGUUUUGGGAACGCCUCCCUGUCACAUCACCUGGCGGUCAUGGAUGAACUGGUGAGGAGGGACAAGAACCACGCCUCCGUGGUCAUGUGGUCUGUAGCCAAUGAGCCGGCUGCUGAGAUGCCUCCUGCUGGAUUCUAUUUCAAGACACUGAUGGCGCAUACCAAAUCUCUGGACCCAACUCGACCUGUCACCUUUAUCACAGACAGUAACUUUGCCAGGGACAAAGGGGCUCCCUAUGUGGAUGUGAUCUGUGUGAACAGUUACUUCUCCUGGUACCACGACCCAGGUCACCUGGAGGUCAUCCCCUUCCAGCUCAACACCCAGUUUGAGAACUGGUAUGGGAAGUACCAGAAACCCAUCAUCCAGAGUGAAUAUGGAGCCGACGUGGUUCCGGGGCUACACACGGACCCUCCCAUGAUGUUUACUGAGGAGUACCAGAAGAUGGUCUUACAGAACUACCAUGAUGUGUUUGACCGAAAGAGGAAGGAGUAUGUCAUUGGAGAGCUCAUCUGGAACUUUGCUGACUUCAUGACAGCACAAACGGUGACCCGUGUGGUGGGCAACAAGAAGGGCAUCUUCAGUCGGCAGAGACAGCCCAAAGCUGGCGCCUUCCUCCUGAGGGAGAGGUACUGGAGGCUGGCCAAUGAGACGGGCCUGCUGCCCAUCGGAGCUAGGUAUCCCUGAUACACCUGGAUGGGGGACACACAGCACCUGGGUCGUAAUUCAUUAGAACAAAUACCCUCACUUUGUAACAAAACAUUUAGCUAUUGGACAAGUCCAUGUAGUCCUUCUGUUUAUCUGUUUUGUUCCGUUUGGUACCUAAUGAACACAACCCUAUAUGUGGGACAAACCCACGACUCAGGGGGUUGUCUUAUGACAACUACAAUGCUCAGAAGACCACAUUAGAUUGUUACCAGAACCAACCUCUUUUGGCUGAGUAUUUGUCUUCCUCUGUUUUUAAUUCAGGAAUCAACCCCAUUUUAUACAUGAAUGUAAAUCAUGAUGAUGAUCUGUGUCAGAUGAAUGGGAAUGUGUUGUAUGAAAAAUGCAUGUGUAUUGUUCUUAGAAUGCUUGCUGGCUCAAUGUUAAGACUUCACCCAUUUGACUUUUUCCAGACUGUUGUUACAGCCUGAAUUUAAAAUGGAUUCAAUUGAGUUUUUGUUACUGGCCUUGACACAAUAACCCAUAAUGUCAAAGUGGAAUUAUGUUUUUAGACAUUGUUACAAAUGAAAAGCUGAAAUGUCUUGAGUCAAGUAUUCAGCACCAUUUGUUAUGGCAAGCCUAAAUAAGUUCAGGAGUAAAAAUGUGCUUAUCAAGUCACAAGUUGCAUGGACUCACUCUGCAAUAGUGUUUAACAUGAUUUUUGAAUGACGACUGCAUCUCUGUACCCAACACAUGCAAUUAUCUGUAAGGUCCCUCAGUCAAGCAGUGAAUUUCAAAUGGAUUCAACCACAAAGACCAGGGAGGUUUUCCAGUGCCUCACAAAGGGCACCUAUUGGUAGAUGGGUAAGAAAAAGCAGAUCUUGAAUAUCCCUUUUAGCAUAGUGAUGGUGUAGCAAUACACCCAGUCACUACAAAGAUACAGGCGUCCUUCCUAACUCUGUUGCCUGGGAGGAAGGAAACCGCUCAGAGAUUUCAUCAUGAGGCCUAAUGGUGAUCUAAAACAGCUAUAGUUUCAUGGCUGUGAUGGGAGAACUGAGCCGGGAUCAACAUUGUAGUCACUCCACAAUACUAACCUAAUUGACAGUGAAAAGGAAGCCUGCACAGAAAAAAAAUAUUACAAAACAUGUAUCCUGUUUGCAACAAGACACUAAAGAGUAAUACUGCCAAAAUUUUUUGCAAAAAUAUGUUUUUGUCCUGAAUAGAAAGUGGUCAGCUUGUGACAAAUCUAAUGCAACAUAUUACUGAGUACCACUCUAAAAAAUAUUGUCAAGCAUAGUGGUGGCUGCAUUCUGUUAUGGGUAUGCUUGUAAUCGUUAAGGACUGGGGAGUUUCAGGGUUAACAUUGAAUGGAGCUAUACAUUCACAUUACUGAACUCGGGGAGUUGUUGUUGCCAUCCUGUACCUGUCCCGCAGGUGUGAUGUUCGGAUGUACCGAUCCUGUGCAGGUGUUACACGUGGUCUGCCACUGCGAGGACGAUCAGCUGUCCGUCCUGUCUCCCUGUAGCGCUGUCUUAGGCGUCUCACAGUACGGACAUUGCAAUUUAUUGCCCUGGCCACAUAUGCAGUCCUCAUGCCUCCUUGCAGCAUGCCUAAGGCACAUUCAUGCAGAUGAGCAGGGACCCUGGGCAUCUUUCUUUUGGUGUUUUUCAGAGUCCAUGGAACGGUCUCUAGUGUCCCAAGUUUUCAUAACUGUGACCUUAAUUGCCUACCGUCUGUAAGCUGUUAGUGUCUUAACGACCGUUCCACAGCUGCAUUUUCAUUUAAUUGUUUAGGAUUCAUUGAACAAGCAUGGGAAACUGUUUAAACCCUUCACAAUGAAGUUAAUUCGUAAAAAUACAAAUGUCUUUGAAAGACAGGGUCCUGACAAAGGGACGUUUAUUUUUUUGCUAAGUUUAGGUAUGCUUGUAAUUGUUAAGGACACAGGAGUUUAUCUCGGAUAAAAAAUUAUCCCAGGCAACAUGAAAACCUGGUUCAGUCUGCUUUCCACUAGACACUGUGAGAUGAAUUCACCUUUCAGCAGGACAAUAACCUUAAACAAAAACCCACAUUACACUGGGGUUGCUUACAAAGAAGGCUGUGAAUGUUCCCGAGUGGCGAAGUUAGUUUUGACUUAAAUAUGCUUGAAAGUCUAUGGCAAGUCCUGAAAAUGGUUAUCGAGCAAUGAUUAACAAACUAUUUGAAUUGCGAAACUAAUUGGAAAAUGUUGCACAAUCCAGAUGUGGAAAGAUCUUAGACCCAGAAAGACUCACAGCUGUAAUCUAUGCCAAAGGUGAUUCUAACAUGUAUUGACUCAUGGAGUUGAAUACUUCUUUUAUCAAGAAUGUUUUUAUUUUGUGUGUAUUUUUUUAUGUUUUGAAUUUCUUUCACUUUGACAAGUAUAUUGUGUAGAUCAUUGACAAAACAAUUACAUCCAUUUGAAUCCCACUUAUGCAGAAUAUUUAUAACCAUGAUUUUAUAUAGAAACUGGCAAUCUAUGCACUGUCUAAUACAAUUUCCUAAUUCUCAUCAGUAUAUUUGAAGUGAAUGACACAUUUUGGAGUUCACCAUGUAAGGUACUGUGUUAUCCUUUGUUUACAACCAGUUCAAGUCAGUCUUUGUUUUCGGAGCAUUCCAAUCAUCCCACAUAUUCCGCCUGGUGUCAUUCAGUUCCUAAUUUAGGCCUAUAUUCAAACCACACCGUGGAUCCACGCUAUAGCACAAUUUAAUUUGAAUGUCAAUGUUUGAAGACUGCAUUCUCGGUAAACGCUCUAUACAGUGCCUAGUGAACGUCUACACACCCUUUGCACAGCUGCACAUUAUGCUGCUUUUAAUUAAGAUCCAACAAUCUAUUCAAUUGGGAUUUUCCCCCACUGAUCUAUACCACCUACUCCAACCUUUCAAAUAAAAAACGACAUACACUGCU